AUGGCGCAGCCGCCCCGUCUGCCAGCCGCCUCCUGGCCUCCUCAAGGCAGGCGCCUCGGGUCUCGCGACUCCAAAGUCCACUUUCGGCUGCCCGUGUCUGGUCUCCCUUCGAGACUUCAUGUGGAAGAAGCACAAGACCAGCGGAUGAGCUUCGGAGUGCCUAGCCAAUCUGCCCCGUGUCCUGCGCCGCCGCGCCUCCUCAGGCGUCACAAAGUCGGCUCGUCUACACUUCUCCACCCUUCUUCUUCCGCAGAGUUCCGGCCGUGCGCUUUGUUAGAUGGCCAGGGGACGCAGUGCCUUUCUCGCGUGAUGUGGCGCGCGCCUUCCCCGCUCCUUUCUUGGUCUGCGUCGCCCUGGCGGCCAUUCAACUCUUCUCUGUCCUCCUCUUUAUCUUCAAGGUCGGACCCACUGCGAUUUCCCCGCGUUGUGAGCUCUCAGCUUCGUGCCUUCUAUUCGAUCUCGGACUCUCCAGAGCCAGUCAAGACUGCUCUCCAAAAUGGGGGGUCUCCUUGCGUUGACCGCGGCAGAGAAUCCAGUAUUUGCCCAGAGUUUGGCCGCGGUGUUUCAUCUCUCCGUCUGGCGGUUUGUGGCUUCUGUCGAGAGAAAUCGCUGUCUCUCCAGCGGCGGACGGAUCUCUCUCGCGUCCUGCGUCUCAGCUCUGCUCCUUUGUCUCCCUCCUCCGCGUUGUUUCUUGAGUCACUGCCUCUGCGACUCUCAACUCAGAGUUGCGAUGCUGUCGCUGUAGACGUGCCUCCGUCUGUCUUUCCCCCCCUUUUCUCGACUUGCGCUGGCGCCUCGAGUCGUCUUCAUCGCUCUGGCGCCCAUUGGGUGUGUUCUUCCUGCGCAGCUUCUUCUUUUCCGCUGUUUGCACUCCACCUGUCCCUUCCUCGUCACCUGCCCUACCGCUCCGCGUCUGCUGCUGCGACUUCCCACGGAAUUGCGACUGGGUCAGACCCGCUGUCUUCUGAAGCCCUGAACGAGAUCCGUGCGGACAGGAGCCUGGAGAACUUUGCGUUUGCCUGUCAUUCCUUUGAUGUCCUCGCCAGCCGUCUGCGGAAACUCGGUCGCUGGCUGCUGGGCUCCGUUUUGCUGUGGCUGCCUGUCGGCAUCUCAGUUGUCGUCGACGCGCCGUUGUUUGUGUCUUGCCCGGAGGACGUUCUCCCGGUUCGCCUCGCUUUGGCGCCGCGGGAGCUGUCAGCCGACCAAGAGGAGCGUGAAUUUUCCUGGAAAUCGCAGAACGAACCAUCGAAUCCGCUGGGCGGGAGGGGAGAGGGGGUGGAGCCGCGAGGCGAUCGCGGACACGGAGGAGACGCCGCUGCGUCUGUGAUGCAGAGGGAGGCGAGCUCCGUGAUGAGCGUGGAGACAGGCCGCGAGGGCCGGUGUGGUGGCGUGGUGAUGCCGUCCGCCGACUAUGCAGAGACACAGAGAAAAGAUGGCAGACAGGAAAAAGAAGGCGCGACGACGCACCGCGAAGCUUCGGGACGUGACUCACAGCCGUCGGCGGAAGCGCCUGCGCGGGGCGCUUCCCCAGACGUGAAGAAAGAAGAGCGCUCAGGAGCACACGAUGAGCACAGAGAGGAGAGUGACGGCGGCGCUCUUUUGCUAGCGUCACCUUGGGCAAUGCAGGCCUUUUCGAGGGGCGAUGUUGUCUAUUACCAGCACCCAAUGGACUCGGGUCGUAAGCUCUUUCUUCGAGUCGUUGCAGUCGCGAAUGACGUGAUCCGGGUGCCUGCGUCGUUGGUCGUGUCCAUCCACCCCACACUGAGGAAGCAGCUGCUCAUGUUUGGCGAGCCGCGCGUGGUCGGUGCCUCGGGGCUGCCACUCAGUUUCUUUCAGUCUGCAUCUGUUCUUCUCCAGCUGGUUGACAACUGCAACCAAGAGACUAUGACUGCAGCGCACCGGGGCGCAGAUGGCAGCGUUGGGCGCCCCCAACGGGUUGCAGUCACUCAGGAAGGCAUCGUUGACUACGCGGAAGAUGAACGCCUUGACUACGGUCCCGGCGUCUUCAUUGAACUCACCAUUCCCGUGGGGAGCUGCUGGCUCGAGGCCGAGAGAGUUGAGCAUCCGGGCCCGGAGGCGUCGAAGGGCGGGUGCGGCGGUCGGGGUCUCGAUUGCUCCCAAGAAAGGCAGGGGAAGCGCGAUAACGAUAUAUCGCCCGCGACAGAGACGGGGGGGUUCGCUCCAGGCCAGGGAGCGUUGUUUUUCUCGGCUGGAUCGCCUUCUGUGAAACCAAAUGCUGGGAUGCCUCCCAUAUUCGAGGACAGCUACACAUUCGGACUUGCCCCAAUAAGCCUCAUUCAGGGCGUUGUGUACGCGGUCCUUCCUCACACACACUCAGCUAGCGAGGCGCGCCUGCUUCUAUGUCGGGCGUUCUUAGCGUCUCUCGGAGCCGAGGUCCGAGAGUCGCGCCUGCUCUGCACGUGUCUGGCCGUUGGGGACAGGGUUAAGAAUUUCCUGGUAGAGCUGAAGGGUUGCUUACUGGACGGAGGAGUGAGAUUGGUGGGUGAAGAGCCAAGGGAAGCUCGCCGAGAGACUGAGUGGCGGCGACCGCACCUCGAGACAAGAGGCAGAUGGUCGGUUGAGGACAGAGAGCGAGGCGAAGGGGCGAGUCCGGGUCGCGCCGGUGAGCGCCACAUGUGCAGCAGUCGCAGCAGGAGGGAGGCAGACGCGCAUGCAUGCGACAUUUCAGCAGGGGGGCGGCGCGCACGAGAUGCGAGCUGCAAUCUUCCUCGAACAGAACACGGUGGCGACGACGACUCAGAAUCUAGCGCCUCAGCGGGCUCCAGCCACCCCGGAAUCGUCCGGUGCGACAGCAUUCCUGCAAGGACCGCAGCGCCUGUCUGUCAGCGUGCGACACAAGACUACAUUGAUAAUUCCAGGAUAGUUAAGGAGAGAAGGACGAAAGAGGAGACGCAUGGUGUGGCAGCGGCAGAUGAGACGCGCGCCGAAGCGCUACGCAAGCAGGACGCAACUGACUUCUAUUAUGACUCAUCCAGAGGAAACAAGGGGAGCGACAACGCAGAAUCGCUGACCGCGCGUCUUGUUGUCUUAGUAGAGCAAGACGCUACAGGCGGAGACCGCGUGCAGAGAACUGCAGGCGAUCGACAUGACGUGCCCUGUGCGGACGAGAUCGCCAUGGAGCGUCCACAGGAACAGCGGGAGGGCGACGCGCCAGAGGCAAAUGCGAGAAGCGGACACCGCGGGCGAAGCGAGGCUGAGAGCCAGCCUCGCGGAGGCGUGCCAAGUGAGGUCAUUGUGCCAGACGAAGCGUUGCUGUAUCGUUUGAUAAACCGAGCCACACAGUGGCUGGUCCUGCAUGCGGACAUCCGCGGCAUCGCGCUUCCCCUGGAACACCGCGUCACACCCAAGGGCACGAUCGUCGUCGGCUGCGGGGGGCAGGGCACCAGCGAAAGAUAA
This is a messenger RNA of Besnoitia besnoiti, 3417 nucleotides long. RefSeq lists its product as uncharacterized. Lineage: Eukaryota; Apicomplexa; Conoidasida; Eucoccidiorida; Sarcocystidae. The transcript has a single exon. The record is from RefSeq and is a predicted model, not a curated record. Bases 1 to 3417 code for a protein of 1138 amino acids.